AUGAUUCUGCGACCGAGGAAUACGGAUACUGGUUUUAAUCCUUCGCCUACACAGCCAGGUUAUCCGUCGCCGGCAAUUCCAUCUCCUUCUGAGACUACUGGUAAUGAGGCGAAUAGAGUAGCUCAUGUUACGUCGGCUGUGAUUGGCUGUAUUUUGGGGGCUGCUCUAGCUGGAGCGAUAUUCGCCCUCGGUCUGGCGCUCUACCGAUUCCGUCGUCGCCAAAAACUGCGAAGACGUCUCUUAGAAAGAAUAACCGUCCAAAUCGAAUCGGAACAUGUAUCCGACGAUCCACCUCUCGACGAUGAAACCCGACAGAGAUUAGUCGCCGAACGAUUUCACGUUGUCGCGGAGAGAUACUGGAGACAGCAAAGGAGACUCUAUGCGAGAAACGGUCGGCGACCGACAAGACGAAGAGACGAUUUGAGGGAUAUGGCUGGUGAUCUAUAUCGGAAUCAGACAAGCGGGGUCAAUACAAACAGCGGGGCAAACAGCGAAACGAGAGAGUUAAGAGAACCGGAGUCCGUGUAUCUGAGGUUUGGGGGGACGAAUUAUAUGCCGAUAUACUCGUUUUUGGGAAGUGGAAGAGAUAGAGAAAGAGAAGGGGGGUGA
This is a messenger RNA of Orbilia oligospora ATCC 24927, 609 nucleotides long. RefSeq lists its product as uncharacterized. The record is from RefSeq and is a predicted model, not a curated record. The transcript has 2 exons. Lineage: Eukaryota; Fungi; Ascomycota; Orbiliomycetes; Orbiliales; Orbiliaceae. Bases 1 to 609 code for a protein of 202 amino acids.